Molecule: messenger RNA, 779 nt
Organism: Ostrinia nubilalis (European corn borer)
Lineage: Eukaryota; Metazoa; Arthropoda; Insecta; Lepidoptera; Crambidae
Exons: 6
Coding region: 6-779 (257 amino acids)
Biological process (GO): peptide catabolic process; proteolysis
Cellular component (GO): cytoplasm
Molecular function (GO): peptide binding; zinc ion binding; metalloaminopeptidase activity
Source: RefSeq, a predicted model, not a curated record
AUGAUAUGGAGGAACCGGUGCUGCCCCCUCCAGAAAUCAGCUUGUACAGCGAUCAGCAAGUGAUUCUGGAUGAAGCUGGACCUCUCCUAGAAUGGGUGCAGAAGACGAUACAGCAUUUCAGUUACGAAUUGAACACGUCGUACCCCUUACCUAAGUUCGAUAUAGUGGUGGUAGACGGUGGCAAUCCUUAUUCUGAAGGCUGGGGACUGAUUACUCUGUCUCCUUCUACUUUGACUGACACGAAAACCAUCGCCAGACUGCUGGCCCAGCAGUGGUUUGGCGGGCUAGUCUCACCUCGUUGGUGGAGUUCCCAGUGGUUGAUGGACGCUCUGACGUCAGUGCUUGCUGAGAAGGCACCAGCGAUCAGCGACAGCGCGUCUGAGAGGCAGCAGGAUGCUUUGUUACUGGACCAUGUGCUGCCUGCACUCAGGCUAGAUUCAAGCAACUCAGUGCGAGCUGUGGCAUCCCCCAGGCUGGAUCGAGCUGACAUUGAGGCAGCUUCGGACGAGCUAUCUUUACAUAAGGGGGCGGCCAUAGUGAGCAUGGCAAUAGAGGCGGCGGGGGAAGCGGCGGGGAGGGCUGCGUUGGCGCGGCUUCUGAAGUACCACAGGGCUGCUAGCGCUGACGCCAGAGACCUCUGGCGAGCGCUACAGCACGACAGCGGCGAUGACUCAAGCACCCACGCCCAGGCGUGGGACGGCUGGUGCGAGCGGCCUGGGUACCCGUUGCUGUGCGCCACGGUAGAUGGCGACAACGUGGUCAUCAAGCAAAAGAGGUAA